This is a messenger RNA of Helianthus annuus (common sunflower), 969 nucleotides long. RefSeq lists its product as uncharacterized. NCBI's taxonomy places the organism in Eukaryota, Viridiplantae, Streptophyta, Magnoliopsida, Asterales, Asteraceae. Bases 1 to 969 code for a protein of 322 amino acids. The transcript is spliced from 4 exons. The record is from RefSeq and is a predicted model, not a curated record.
AUGACAGAGUCUUCACGUCAACAGAAUGUUGGCUUGUAUUACAAAAGUAGUGUACUUUCAGAGAAAGGCGUUGGUUCACCAAAGACAGCAUUCAUUGGUGAAAAGAUGAAUGAAUCUCAAACAACGUCAACAAGUCAUCAGUCUGGAUAUCAUUCAUCUUCAAAAACAAAUUCAGAAGACACAGAUGAAAUUUUAUGCAAUAUUGCUCUUAAACUGAAAAAUUCUCCAGCAAUGAGUAUCAAUGCAGCGAAGCAGCAAAUGAGCUUUCUUGCAUCUGUCCUGGAAUCAUAUGAAGGUCUGGUAGCUGGAAAAAUCGGUAAUUCUGAACUGACGAAAGAAGACUACGACCAGAUUGAUCCAGAGGAGAUGGAGCUUAUUGAUAUUCAAGAAGAUCGAAAUGAUAUUGUUCGUAAAACAGCUCAUGGGAAAGCUUCGACAGCACCAAGAAAGUUUGCAAAUGUUGCUGAAAUUAAAGAAGAAAAAGAACCUGCUAAAAACCAUGAAGAAAAGGUUGAGAACAAAGAGAAAACUCGAGAAGAGAUCUUGAGUGAGAAAACACAUAAAGAAAGAGAUGUGGUUUACAGAAGAAUGGAUGAGAUGCAGGAAGAAUAUGAGAAUGCUGUCAGCAACAAACGAUGGGACAAGAAGAGAGAGUGUUAUUACAACAGAGAAGGAGAACCAGUUGCUGAAGAAGUUGAAACAGAAGCUGUGGAAGCUGAAGUUGUGAAAGUAGUUGAAGAACAGCAAAUUGACGAAGAAGAAAAGAAGGACGUCAAGUCAGAUGCUGGUAAUGUUGGUGAGGAAGUCAGUGUUGAACAAAAGCUAAAUGAUGCUGAGAUAAAGCAGCCAGAGGCAGCUGAAAACACCGAGGUGCCUAUCACUAAGGUGUUUCUGAAGAAAACUGAAUGUCAACCAAAGGAGAAACGAAGCAGCCUGGCACCGGAGGCUGCUGAUCCCUGCAACGGUUAA